AUGGGGAACAGGCACAGUUGCAUUGUAGGCUCGCUGUCUGUAUGUUCUCUGUACUUAUUUUAUGUACAUAUUUACUGCGCUCACAGGCGGUUAAAAGCAAACGUAGUCAGCAGCGACAAACUUCCCAGUGUUGUGUAUCUGUACCUCAGAUAUUGUACUAGAGUUCUCACCCGGAGAACAGGUCGCCUGCACAGAACAGCUGCUGCACACAGGCGUGAUCCUGUUUACACGGUCCUCAACUGCAGGCUGGAGACUCUGUUGUUGAGGAGGUUCUGCAGUGCUGCAGGUUAUGGUUGGGAUUAUCCAGACACUGAAUACAGAGACAUCCCGCUGUGUUUCCCAGAGUUCCUCUGUGGCAGACUGCUGCUUAUGCUGCUGACUGAUGAGAACUUCGGACUCAACCCAGCAGGUCUAAUUCGUGUGCAUCAGAGUUUGAAAACCUUUGAGCCUGUGGAUGAACUGAAGAAGGGUCCCUUUAUGCUGCGGGCCCAAGUCUUGUCCUACAAGCAUACUGAUGCAGGGGUGGAGGUGGACGUCUGUCUGUCUGCCACUUCCCGUUCUGGAUGCCCAGUGUGGGAGAGCGUCCUGACUCUGCUUUCCGAAAACAAGCUUCACAAAGCCAGAACACACUUACCGAGGAAUGACAGCAAGAAUGAGCAGCAUUUUGGCCAACCACCAGAUGAGCCAGAAAAUGUGAAGCAGGUAGAGCUCACAGUCCCCAGGACUGUGGAGCUGCAGUGUCCAUGGUCCUUCUCUGACUACUCCCCCCACUGGCUCCUCUCUCUGCCAGCCAGGUUCUUCGGCUACAGAUCUCAGGUGACACCAAGUCUCUGGAUGCUGUCUGUCUGCUUGGCUGAAAUAGAAAAGCACAAAGGUGUUGACGUCAUCACAGCUCCUGUCAGCAUCUCUGUCCAGUUUAAGGAGCCUCUGUUGGUACCAGGAAAAGUAAAAAUCAGGUUUUGGGAGGAAGCCAAAGAUGGGGCUCAGUCUUCAGCCCGAGGUCUCAGCUUCCACAUGGAGGAACAAACAUGCAGCAAAUCUCACAUGGUGGGACUGAUUUCUAGAUCAUAAUCAACAGAGAAGGUUGACAAUUGUUGUUCUGCCCUAAAUACAGUAAAAUGCAGAUUUUUCUGUUUGGACAAUACAGUGUAUUUAUGUAAAGUAAGAAUGAGACAACCAGCUAACCCCUAUUCAAGUAUCUUCUCAUUAGUAAAUAAAACGUAUUGUUGUCUUGCUAAUUUCACUCGCUCUUGCUGAUGUCAUAAUUUGAACUAAAAUAUAUUCUUUCUAUGUCCUGUAUGAAUGAAUUUAUAUGUCUCUUGGAAACCUUAUAAAGCCACAGGUGUUUCCAAUGUAUUGUUCUACAGACAGUGCUGAUUAUUUUAAAUUAUGACGCAGAGCUAUGCACAGUCAGUUGUUGACAGCGACGUUUCAGGAAGACUUGCAAGCUGCUGCAUGGCUAAUCUGUCACAGUGACAAAGUGAAGGAAAAUAUCACUUGUUUAAAUGUGGUUAACACUACGUUCAGCUCUGCUGCAAUCUCUCUAUACCUAUUCUAUGUAUCUAUGAGAAUUCACACACCAGUAAUGAGUCACACAUCUGUGACACAUGGCGUUAAUAAGACUGUUGAUGGUGCUUGUUGAAUGUUGUCACACUCUUACUGAAGGGUUAGUUAAGUUAACGGAUAUUCUGGGGGACAAGAUCAUGUAAUGUCACAUUUGUCCAGAGCUGUCUGAAGCAAUUUCUUAGAUGACUUGUUAUAACUGAGGACAUUCAGGCCUUAACUGACAUACCAGCAUCCAGCAAUCAACAGUCUGUUCUCCUCUUUGUCUUGUCGUCUGUGUCAAUUGUGCCAUUUGAAUAAUGUUGCAUUCGAAAGUGGCCUUUAAUAGUCACUGGUCAAAGGAGUGUCCAUGUACUGGUCACACUAUCGGAUUAUUGCCCUUUGAAGCAACACCAGACUGAGGUUUGGACUAAUUAUUGAGAAUUUUUCACCAUUGGAACAGCUCAAAGUCUUUUUGUGCACAACUGGCUAAAUUUAACCAUUUUCCAAGCAGAGCAAUGGCAAUAAAAUUUUAAACUUUUUCUCUAAGUCAGAAAUAAAGACUACUUGCAAUGCUGUGUUUACA
Amphiprion ocellaris (clown anemonefish) is the source of this 2128-nucleotide messenger RNA. RefSeq lists its product as uncharacterized. The record is from RefSeq and is a predicted model, not a curated record. The transcript has 5 exons. Bases 1 to 1071 code for a protein of 356 amino acids. NCBI's taxonomy places the organism in Eukaryota, Metazoa, Chordata, Actinopteri, Pomacentridae.